CUUCAUCGACACGGUGAACGCCAGGAAGCCACUCGCGUGUACCAGCAACCCACACCGCGUCUCCUAGACGCACGCGGACGCCUGUCCAGUCUUUCUGGGAGCUCCCGCGGGAUCCACUGAUCACGCUUGCGGCGACUUGGGUAAGUGGGAACUUGCCCGGCGACCGUAGCCUCCAGCCCGUGGCCACUGGCCAGCGGUCAUGCAGGCUACAGACUAGGGGCGCCUGUGUAUGCUCUGCAUGGUGUGGGCGUGCGCGUGCCCCUCCGCCGGCGGCAUGUAUGAACCUCCGAGCCCCGGAUCAGCUGCUGACAUAUCCUGUUGCCACGCGCUGUUCCGUGUACGCGUUCCCGUCUCGAUCGCAGCGCGAGCAGUCGCACCAAGGGCGCACGCGCAGCCGUCCCCUCGUGCGGGCUCAUCGAGAUACCUUUGUGUAGGCUCACGAGACACUUCCGUGCGAAGAAACACCUCAAGUAGGUUAAAGUGAAACAGGCCGCGAUGAACGGACACCAAGCCGGUCCCAAGAAGCCUUCGGGCCCAUACGGCCAGCCCGUGGCUCCCAACCUCUCGGUCCGACACCUCUGCCCGAACUGCCGAACCGAUCCACCACACAUCGUCGAGGAGUACAGUCACGGCGACCUCGUCUGCGCCGACUGUGGCACUAUUCUUGGUGAUCGCAUUGUCGACACCCGAUCAGAGUGGCGUACGUUUGCUGGUGAUGAGGGCGGCGACGACCCGUCGCGUGUCGGUGGGCCGUCAAAUCCUCUCCUUGGCAACGCCUCGCUGGACACGAUCAUCUCUGGACGUGACGGACGUACUGGCAUGUCCAAGGACCUGAUGCGCGCGCAGAACAGAGCCAACCAGCAGUCGGCGACUGGUGGUGGCAAGUCGAACGCGCUCCAGCUUCAGUCUGCUUUUGCGCGCAUCUCUGAGAAGACGGACGCCAUGCAGCUGCCUCGCAAGGUGACCGAGAUUGCCCAACAUGCGUACAAGAUUGGAGACGAGCAGCGCAUCUCGCGCGGUCGCAACGACGAUGCGCUGAUUGCCGCGUCGAUUGUCUUCGCGACGCGUAUGGCUGGGGCUCAGCGCUCGUUUACCGAGGUCUGCAAGGUCACACGAGUGUCCAAGUCCGAGCUCGGACGCGUCUUCAAACUUCUGAAGUCGGCGAUCGACAAGACCGGUACCGCACCCAAGGGCAACACGAAUACGAGUGAUGUGGUGGAGAGUCUGCUUGGGCGUUUCUCCAACUACCUCGACCUUGGGGUCAUGAUCCACAACUCGUCCAAGCACAUUGCGCCCUUGGCGAUGCGGCUGCCGACGAUUGAUGGUCGCACGCCUAACGCAAUUGCAGCGGGCGUCCUGUUCUUUACGACGACAUUGAUGGAGAAACAAACGACGUCGAAGGAGAUUGCCGGGAUCUCAAACGUGUCAGAGUCGACCAUCAAAAUGAUCUGCAAGAAAGUUGCGGAGGAGCUCGAUCAAGUCAUCAAGCCCGAGUGGAAGGAACAAUUCCCGAAGGGCUACAAGGACGUCGAGUCUCUGGGUAGCAAGAACUUGCGUGCGGCAGUGCAGACGUCUCGAGCUGGCACCCCGGCUCAGAGCGGGGCCAACACGCCUGCGCCGUCCACUUAGUCGUCUGGUGAACAUGGGCUAGCUGGUAACUGGGGUUGAGUCCAACAUCAACGUCGAAAUUCGAUUCUGGCGCGCGGGUGACGGUGAGGCCUGGGAUCCAGUUGUUGGGUUGGGUGCGUGGGUAUGCCAAGUCGCAACACUGUUCCUGGGCUGGCUAUCAUUUCUCUCGCUUGCGCACGUGGGUGACGAGGGAUCUAUCUUUUGAUCCUUGGAACAGCAUGGCCACCUUUGAGCCCGAGUGACGGUUUAGAUUCACUAUGAUGCUAUGGAUGCGGUGUCGCCGGCCUCGAGCGCCAAGGUAGCAUUCCGCACAGACAAUCGCAGAGACAAGGACUGGGCCCGCGCUGGGGACAUGGGACAAUUGAACAAAGUUGGGGAGCAAGAGUGCCGUGGGC
Messenger RNA from Cutaneotrichosporon oleaginosum, 2024 nucleotides. The record is from RefSeq and is a predicted model, not a curated record. Lineage: Eukaryota; Fungi; Basidiomycota; Tremellomycetes; Trichosporonales; Trichosporonaceae.